AUGGAAGAACCUAAGAGAAAAGUGUCGGAGGACAGUGUUCUUAAUGGAUUUUCUAAUGUUUCUUCUCCUCCUACCUUUUGGAAAUCUAGGAGAAGGCCAGUUAGCAAGAAGAAUUUAGAUAAACCAACCGAAAAUAGCACCCCUGAAGUACAGAACACAAAGGAAGAAAAAGAAGCCACCCCUGAAGCUGAAGCUGUGCAGGAAGAUUCAAACCCCACUCCUCCUGUUCUUUCGGAGAAAAGGAAGGCACUCUUUGAACCUCUGGAACCAAUAACGAAUAUAAUUGGCCGUCGAACUUCUGCUGAUCUGUUAUUGCCUCCUCCAGAUUUUGAUGCAGCAUGUUAUCCAAAAGGCUGGCUUAUUGGAAAGAAAAGGAAGUUAGUGAAUGUUGAUGUUGUGGAAAGUAUGCGAAGGAUUGCCGUGCAGGAAAUGAACCGAAAGGACAGGGAAAUUGAUGGUUUAAAUGAGCAAUUGGAAGAGGAUGCUCGGUGCCUUGAGCACCUACAAGUCCAGCUGCUCGAGGAACGAAGCAAGCGUGCAGAUGUUGAGCGUCAAAACGCAAUGUUGCAGAACCAAAUCAAUAUGCUCAUGGACAUGUUACAAGAGAACGACAAUGUAGAAGAUGAUGACGGGGGUGCAGAGGAGCCCUGA
This is a messenger RNA of Oldenlandia corymbosa var. corymbosa, 651 nucleotides long. The record is from the annotation of a GenBank genome assembly. NCBI's taxonomy places the organism in Eukaryota, Viridiplantae, Streptophyta, Magnoliopsida, Gentianales, Rubiaceae.